Cylicocyclus nassatus is the source of this 741-nucleotide messenger RNA. NCBI's taxonomy places the organism in Eukaryota, Metazoa, Nematoda, Chromadorea, Rhabditida, Strongylidae. The record is from the annotation of a GenBank genome assembly.
AUGACUCUUACCGUACUUCUGACCCUUCUGAACUACGCAAUUGCGGAGCAUGUACCUAUGCAGGUUCAUUCUCCCCAGAACCACUAUCUGCACCAGUUUGGAACACAGCGGCUACAGUCUAUGCCGACACUGAUACCCAAUGAUGGCUCCUUAUUCGCGCCUUCGUUCACAGUCAACCAUCUGGCUCCAUCAUUUCCCAUGGUCCGAAAGUUAUCAAUAGAGAUCUUGCCGGAAACGACGCAAGCCUAUGAUGAUAAUGCAUAUCCUACUAUUGCAUCACAAUUUACUAUUUCACCGUCCUUUUACACUCAAACAGAGCCUGACUUACCAAUUCCCGCAUUUACGGUCUCGCCCAAAAAGACGAAAACCAAAAUGAGCAAGCUCUCGUUCAGACCGAUAAAGAAUGAAACUUCUGGAGCUGCCGCGCAUGUGUCCGUGCCCAGUCAUCGUCUUCUCAACGAUAUUUUAGUCAUUCCAUCCAGUCGUCGUCUUUACAUUCUCGCUAUUAUUCCAAUACAUGAAUCAGCUGAUAAUCAGGUUUUCGAAUGCGGUAGGGUGGAUUUGAAUGGUUUCGUUCGAUUGGCUGCUUUUUUAGACACGCUUAAUCAGGUAAACUCGGACAAAAUUCUCAAAGAUGCCGGUUUAUCUCUUGGAGCAGUCAUUAUCGAUAGUUGCUCGUCAGAUUUGAGGACUGUAGCAGAUCUGUUUGAGCUCCUCUCUGGAACAAACAUACAAAAGUAG